Strongylus vulgaris is the source of this 267-nucleotide messenger RNA. The record is from the annotation of a GenBank genome assembly. NCBI's taxonomy places the organism in Eukaryota, Metazoa, Nematoda, Chromadorea, Rhabditida, Strongylidae.
AUGCUCCUUCUUCCCUACCUAUUCGCCAAUGGCAGUGGCUGUUCCUCGCUAGGCACAGUAUUAAAAAACGGGCGAUUCAAUGGACGAGGAUACAUGUUCUUGGCCGCGGACUUUCUGUUUCUGGGCUCCCUUUUAAUCAAUGGGGGAUGGGCAAAAUGGUUAACGUUGAGCACUCUGGUAAUAGCCACCAUCUCCUAUAUGGGAUAUCUAGUGACACCAGAUUGGCGAGAAAUUGUUGACAGCAAGCACUACUACUCCAAUUGGAAG